CGGGGAAGCUGGUGCGCCUGAGCGAGGCGGACGGCCCGAGCGUGGCGGUGCACAUCUGCGACCGUGUGCUGCCGUUUCUGGAAGCCAUGCAGGACGUCAGCGACGAGGCGGGGCUUCCCUCCACGGUGCACGUGAUAAAGAACGAGGACACGGGAGCAGCCAUUCUCGAAGCAGCAACGAAGCUGGAGGCCACCCACAUGGUGCUCGCUUCCUCUGCCGGCAAGGGCGCCAGCCAGUGGCACACUAUCAACGCGUGUUCAGAUGAGUCAAAGCUGCCGCCCGGAGCAACGCUCUUCCUCAUUGAAGACGGCAAGAAGCUCAAAUCCAUCUCCUCAGGACAGCCCCCCGCCCCCACCACGAUGGGCACAGCAGGUUAUGCCACACCAGCGUAUGAGCAGCAAUUGCCAGGCAUACAGGAGGGGGGCAGCGGCACACAGGAGCCCUCCUCCACCCCUGCUGCUGCUGCCGCUGCUGGGGAGGGAGGAGGAGGAGCAGCAACAGCAACAGCAGCAGCAGCGGCAACAACAGCAGCAAACAGUGCCAGUACUGCUGCUGCUGCUGCUGGUGCUGCUGGUGCCGGUGCAGCAGCGGCGAGUGGGGGAGGGGGUGGGGGAGCAGGAGACGAGGGACUAUCAGCACUAGAGCUAGCUCGGCGGAAUUACCGUAUGCAAGCAGCUGCCAAAGCCCAGGCGGAAGCGGGGGCAGCUGGGGGGGGCGCAGGGGGGGCAGGGGAAGGCGCAGGGGGAGGCGCAGGGGGAGGGGCAGGGGGAGGAGCGCCGGGGAAGGGGAAGGGGAAGGAUUUCAAGCAGUACUCACUUGAAGAGCUGCAAGCGGCUAUGGACCAUUUCUGGCCGAACAACGUGUGUGGCGAGGGCAGCUACGGGGUGGUGUACAAGGGGUGGCUGGAUGGGCAGGCAGUGGCGAUCAAGCAACUGAAGAACCCGGAUGCGCAAGCGGCUCUAGAUGAGAUCGACCGGGAGGUGGAGGUACAGAAGCGUAUAGACCAUCCGAAUGCUGUGAGAUUGUUGGGCUACUGCAGGGAGGACCGCUCGCUGGUGUACGAGUUCCUCUCCAACGGAUCCUUGGAGGACCGCAUGCUCUGCGUCGGCGGCACGCCACCCCUCAUGUGGCCCGAGCGCUGCCGCAUCGCCAUGGAGGUGGCAGCGGGUUUGCAGCAUCUGCACACGCGCAAGCCGCCCAUAGUCCACCGCGACGUGAAGCCAGCCAACGUGCUCCUGGACGACAACUUCACCGCCAAGCUCGGCGACGUGGGCCUGGCGCGCCUCAUGGGGGACCUCGCUCCCGGCCACUCCCACGUUGUGCGAAAAUCCGUUAUCGUCGGCACGGAGCAUUAUGUAGACCCCGAGUAUCUCUGUGCAAGACGAGGGUAUCUCGGGCCGAAAUCCGACGUGUAUUCGUUUGGGAUCGUGCUGCUGCAGCUGCUGGUCGGGGAUGUGCCGAACCCACGGAGGAUAGAUGCGGCGGUGGAAAGGGAGGAGCUGGCUGUGCUGCUCGAUCCGAGGGCUGGGGAGUGGCCGCCGAAUCUCGCGAUGGAUCUGGCGAAUCUCGGCCUUUGGUGCGCGGAAAUGGACCGCCGAGAUCGGCCGGAUCUGACGGAGGAGGUGAUUCCUGCGCUGUUGGAGAUCUGUGAAGCGGCGGCGGAAGCAGUGGUGGAAUGGGAGGGGAAGCAGGAGGCGGUGAGGGAGAGGCAGCGGCAGGAGCGGGAGCAGAAGGAGCGGGAGAAAGCGAGGAAGGAGGAGGAGGCGCGGAAAGGGAAGGAACGGCAGGAGGCGGGGGAAGCUGCAAGGAAAGAGCAGGGGGUGGGGGGUGGUGGUGCGAAGGGGAAGGCCGGGGAAGGGAAGACGGAUGCGAGUGUUGGGGGAAAGGACGAUGGUGCUGCGCAUGCGCAGGGUGGGUGCUGUGUUUUGUUGUGA
Molecule: messenger RNA, 1934 nt
Organism: Closterium sp. Naga37s-1
Lineage: Eukaryota; Viridiplantae; Streptophyta; Zygnematophyceae; Desmidiales; Closteriaceae
Source: the annotation of a GenBank genome assembly